Messenger RNA from Diatraea saccharalis (sugarcane borer), 873 nucleotides. Lineage: Eukaryota; Metazoa; Arthropoda; Insecta; Lepidoptera; Crambidae. The record is from the annotation of a GenBank genome assembly.
AUGAAAACUGAUAGCCUGAAACUGUACAACGAGGUUGUUUUCGGGCAAGUUUACACCGGCAACACGUUUGUGGAAAAUUUCGUCUCAGGAAACUCUGGAGCAAACCCCAUCAACGUAGCUAACUCCGGAAUCGGUUCCUCUGGAGUUGCUAAUACUGGAUUCGGCAGCGCUGGUCUGAUUAACACAGGAUUUGCAAACGGCUUCGGUUCGCUUGGCACAGGCAUAGGAAGCGGUGUCGGUGUGAUUGGCGGAGGUAUUGGCAGCGGCGUCGGUGUGAUUGGCGGAGGUAUCGGCAGCGGAAAUGCCUACAGUCAAUAUGGACCCUUCAACUAUGGUUUCUUGGGUGACACUGGCGUCGAUUUUUCUGCCAUUGCUGCCAGCAGUGGUUUGGCUGGACUCAGUGGAUACUUGGAAAAUGGUAACAACGGCCUUGCACUGAACACACUUGGCCUUGGUGGUCUUGGUGUUAACAACCUUGGGUUAGGCCUUGGUAAUGCUGGUUUAACUGCAGUAGGAUUGGAGAAUGUUGGCGUGGCUGGUCUUGGAGUUGGCAACAUUGGACUUGGUCUUAGUAACGCCGGCUUGGCUGUAGGUGGAUUGAACAAUGCUGGCUUAGGGGUUGCCGGACUCGGAUACGGCGCUGGUCUCGGUGUACAAAACGUAGCUGCUACGUCCCAGGUGCCCGUUACCGGCCCCUUCACAGCUACUGGCAAUGCUGAGCUCGUGGUCGGAGGUGACUUCGGCGUCGGCGGUCAAGCCGUGGUCGGCGGACAGAUCCCAGUGCUCGGUGCUGUUGGCUUCUCUGGUGCGAUACCCGCCAGUGGCGUCGUCUCUAUCGCUGGCAACUGCGGCUGCUCGACUAUACCCCUGUAA